Messenger RNA from Copidosoma floridanum, 1132 nucleotides. RefSeq names its product inactive pancreatic lipase-related protein 1-like. Gene Ontology annotation, biological process: lipid catabolic process. Lineage: Eukaryota; Metazoa; Arthropoda; Insecta; Hymenoptera; Encyrtidae. Gene Ontology annotation, molecular function: lipase activity; serine hydrolase activity. The record is from RefSeq and is a predicted model, not a curated record.
UACACCAGAUAACUCACAAAACUCGCUCGUUUCAAACGUUUAUUCAAAAUGCGAUCUCUACAUUUGACAAUCAUUUGGUUCUCAUCGAAUUUCAUGUAUAAUACAUUUGCUCAACUGCAGCCAGUAGCUGAUGUAAUCAUUACUUUUAAUUUUACUGGCAUAAAUUACCCGAAAGAUAUUCUCUUCUUCUUGUACACACGUGGAAAUGGUGAAAAUUAUCAAAAACUGAUGGUUGGUGAUACGAAAUUGUUGGAGCAAAGCUCGUAUAACAUUUCAAGGCCAACAAAGCUCAUCACUCAUGGAUGGACGGCAAAUGGAUUUCAGGAGAGUUGUGCUCUUCCUAGACGAGGAUUUUUAAGUCAUGGUGACUACAACGUGAUAGUUGUUGACUGGAGUACCUAUUCUAAAACCGAGUACACAAUUGCUGCAUCGCGAGUAAAAGCCACAGGUCAAUACGUAUCAGAAAUGAUCAAGUUUCUUGUAAAUAAGGGAAGCGACAUUAAGCAAAUGUCACUGGUUGGACAUUCCUUGGGUGCGCAUAUCAUGGGUCUGGCUGCUCACGAGUUAUCGCCAAAAGUUGCACAUUUAGUCGGCUUGGAUCCAGCAAGGCCGGGUUUCGAGCUGAACAAUGUCGAAGGGCGAAUUCAUCACACCGAUGCUGACCAUGUCGAGAUUAUCCACACCAACGCAGGUGGCCUAGGCUUCGGUUUCUACAUCGGGGACGUCGAUUACUGGCCAAACGGUGGUGCAAGGCAACCCGGUUGCGGCGAGGACAUGAGUGGAAGCUGCGCGCAUGGUCGUGCCUACAUGUAUUACGCGGAGUCCCUCGAAAAUCCUGACUUAUGGUACGCGGUCAAGUGUAAUUUGUACGCACGGUUUGUGAUCGGCAAAUGCAACGGCAACGAUGUAGAGCCUUUUCCCAGGUGGGAACCUCUUGUUACCAAACCCCCAGGAAAUUAUAUGCUCAGCACUCAGAGCUUCCCUUUAUACGGACGUGGGCUUCGUGGUGCCAGAAGCACGAACAUGUUGGAGACACUCUUACAAUAAGUCCUACGUUAUUUCUGGUUUUUGUACUGUAUUAAUAUUUUUUUACAAAGUAUAUUUAAAAAUAUUAAGCCUUAUAAAUCGUUGU